AUGCGCCGUCCGAGCCGGGAAGAACGUCCGCGUCCGGCCGAGAAACAUCGGCCAAUCUUCACCCGUCCGACCACAGCGGCCGACCGAGAAACCGUCCGGCCACGACCGUUCCGACCGCCCACGACCACGACCCGAUUGUCCGGCCGAACGCCGUCCCGACCGACCGUCCGAACGCCGCGGUCGACCCACUUUUAUAGCUUUUUAGCCUCUUGUGAAAGAGAGCCGCCCUUGUGCAUGACUAGGAGGUCCAACAAGGACAACCUAGUUGAACAUCCAGAGAUAGACAAGCUUGAGAAGCACUUAGGAAGCAAAAAGCCCAAGAGAUGGCCGACGAAGCAGCUCGCGCUCACGCCGCUGAAGUGGCGCGCGCUCAAGAAGAAGGAAGAGAUCCACCUCCUCCUCCUAAUCCACAAGACCCUGCUGGAGAUGUGA
Molecule: messenger RNA, 432 nt
Organism: Microthlaspi erraticum
Lineage: Eukaryota; Viridiplantae; Streptophyta; Magnoliopsida; Brassicales; Brassicaceae
Source: the annotation of a GenBank genome assembly